CAACUCUUCUCAUUCUUUACCGGCGAGCACACGCCAACCCCACGGACGCGUACGGGAGGCUGAUAUGUACCUUUUUAGCACUCUUCAGAGAUGACUAGCGAUGUCUCGGGACCCACCACACCGGUAAUGUGGAGCGUCCAUUCUACUAUAUGCUACAUUAUCGAGUUCACCGCUCCACGGCGAAGUAUAUUUUUGCGCGAAUCGACAUGCACCUCUACCCUCGAGCCGAUGCAGUAUUUAAAAUCGCGCCGGGCGACAAUGGCAUAAUACCCGAUGCAACGAUCAAGAUACUGGGGCUGGCCACCGACGAUAUAGGACCGCGGUUGAGCAUUACGUCAAUCACUCUGUGCGUCAUCUCCCUGGCCGUCGUGACUACGAGGUUAUAUGGUAGGGCGUGCAUCUUAAGGAUGGUUGGCCGGGAGGACUACUGCAUCGUUGUUGCCAUGGCAGCUGCCGUAGGGCUGUCGGUCAUGAUGGCUCUGUGCGUGGACGCAGGUGUGGGGAGACAUAUAUGGACGGUCGGUUACAAGGGGAUAGAGGCAUUUCUGAAGUAUGUCUACCUGAGUCAUCUGCUGUACCUCACAUCACUCGCCUUUGCACGCGCGUCACUUUUGUUGCAACUCCUACGACUCACGCCGUCGGUGCAGUGGCGGAUGGUGUUCUGGACGAUCUUCGGCAUCACGGCUACAUUCUCCGUCACGGCUUUCUUCCUGCACGCCUUCGUCUGCGGGAGAGACCCCUCGCAGUUCUGGGACGUCGAGAUGUACUUCUCGAAGAAUCAGUGCAUGGACUACUUCCAGCUGCAGACGGCCGUGGGAACAGUCAAUAUCUUUACCGACUUCGUGGUCUGGCUGGCGCCGCUCAGGAUUGUUUGGCAGGUGAAGCUGCCGUGGAAUCAGAAAGCUAGUCUGACUGUGGUUUUCUUGUUGGGCGCAACCGUAUGGAUCGCCGCCAUUGUGCGCCUUGUGUACGCCCACCAGCUCGGAGUGAAAGUCAGCGAAGGAGGGAUCAUGGACGUAUCGUACGAUGUCCUCAACGGCGUGCUCUGGUCCGUAAUCGAAGUCAACGUCGCCCUGAUCUGCAGUUCCCUCCCCACGAUCCGGCCGGUGAUAAAGCAGAUCAUCCCCGGCAUCCUGGGCACCAACGACACCGGUAGCCACUCCGCCAUGCCCCAGCACACGCCCAUCUCGACCGCCUAUGUAUCGCGCAAUAACAACUCGGUGAUCAAGACCGCGCCCAUCAAGCUCGCCGAUAUAGAGCGGUAUCCAUCGACGGAGGGGUUUGCAUCGACCCAGCAGUUUGAUGAUGAUGCUGAGGGGAGCCAUGGCCGCGGUCGCUUAAAUAGCGUGUUGUUUAAAAGGGUGGAAGCGACAGACACAGUUGGCCCGGCAGGCUGAGCUGAGUGUUGUUUUGAUAAUGAAUUCGAGUUCUCUAUGGAGUGUGGUGGAGGCAUGGGGCAGUCCAGACGACAGUGGGGGGGCAGAAGCAAGUCGUGUCCCGUUCCGAGCAAAUUCUUCGCUCGCGGUCGGUUUGAUCAGGAUCGAGCACCGUCGAUAUGCGAAGAAGCGAAUGAGAGAUUCAGGUUAUUGAUCUGGUCGAUAGAGCGUUGCAGAGAAUAAACGGCUUGAAGUUUUUGG
Molecule: messenger RNA, 1637 nt
Organism: Tricharina praecox
Lineage: Eukaryota; Fungi; Ascomycota; Pezizomycetes; Pezizales; Pyronemataceae
Exons: 7
Coding region: 150-1397 (415 amino acids)
Source: RefSeq, a predicted model, not a curated record